Molecule: messenger RNA, 456 nt
Organism: Thlaspi arvense
Lineage: Eukaryota; Viridiplantae; Streptophyta; Magnoliopsida; Brassicales; Brassicaceae
Source: the annotation of a GenBank genome assembly
ACGGGUGACAUCAAGCUCUAUCAAUUAUUCUUGCUUAGUGAAAAAUUCAAAUAUGGGAUAGUGAGAAAAGAUGAGAAGAUAGAACUAGCAAAACUUUUGGAUCGUGUUCCUAUUCCAAUCAAUGAAAGUUUAGAAGAGCCCAGUGCAAAGAUUAAUGUGUUGUUUCAUCUGAGGUGGUCUUCAUUACCCAAGUUUGUUAUUAGUAAUGGAUGGCUUAUGCAACCACUUUUUGAGGUUGUCUUGAGAAGGGGAUGGACACAAUUAGCUGAGAAGGUUUUGAAUCUAUGCAAAAUGAUUAGCAAGAGGAUGUGGAGUGUUCAAACAACUCGCAAAAUGGUUAGCAAGAGGAUGUGGAGUGUCCAAACACCCCUUCAACAAUUUAAUGGGAUUUCAAAUGAAAUUUUGAUGAAGUUGGAGAAGAGGGAUAUUGUUUGGGAACACUUGUACACUUGUGUU